Molecule: messenger RNA, 1491 nt
Organism: Mesocricetus auratus (golden hamster)
Lineage: Eukaryota; Metazoa; Chordata; Mammalia; Rodentia; Cricetidae
Gene: Nlrp4
Product: NLR family pyrin domain containing 4
Biological process (GO): regulation of inflammatory response
Cellular component (GO): cytoplasm
Source: RefSeq, a predicted model, not a curated record
AUGUUGCAAAUCCCAAUUCAGCAUUUCCUGAAGCCAGAAGUCACCAAGGACGAAGUCAGUUAUUUGCAGCAGCUUUUCAUAUCAGAGACAACUGAGAAGAGGCCACACACAGUGCUCCUGAAAGGAGUGUCAGGAGUUGGCAAGACACUGGUGUUGUUCCAGUUAAUGCUGGCCUGGUCAGAAGGCCUGUUGUUUCAGGACGAAUUCUCCUACAUCUUCUACCCCUGCUGUGAGGAAAUAAAGCAGUUGAAGACAACAAGCCUGGCCUACCUGAUGUUCAGAGAGUGGUCCAGCCCCUCAGCUUCCAUAGUUGAGAUAGUAUCCCAACUUGCCAAGCUCUUGUUCAUCAUUGACAGCUUGGAAGUGCUAAAUUGUGAUUUAACCGAACUGGAAUUGAAGCUGUGUGAUAAUUGGAUGGAGAAGCAUCCAGUGAACAUACUGCUGAGCAGUUUGCUUAGGAGGAAGAUGCUCCCAGAAUCCUCUCUCCUCAUCACUGGUCCCCCAGAGAGUUUUGAUCAGUUGGAGGACAGGAUAGACUACACAGAUAUGAAAACUGUGAUGGGUUAUGAAAACACUAUGAGGAUAUGUUUCCAGGAAUUGUUCCAGGAUGAGAGCACAGCCUAAAAAGUCUUCAGGUUGGUGAGAGAAAACGAACAGUUAUUUCAUAUGUGUCACAUCCCUACUCUAUGCUGGGUGGUGGCCACUUGUCUAAAAAUUGAGAAAGAAGAGGCACGAGACCGAGCCUCUGUCUGUCGAUGUACCACCUCUGUGUACACUGCUUACUUCUUGAAUUUGUUCAUUCCCAAAAGUGCCCAUUGACCAAGUGAAAAAGGGCAAGACCUGCUGUGAGGCCUGUGUUCCCUGGCUGCUGAGGGCAUGUGGACUUACAAAUUUGUAUUAAAUCAGGAGGAUCUUGGGAGAAAGGGGAUUGUCAGUUCAGACAUCUCCACACUCCUGAACACGAGUGUACUUCUGAAGAGCAAGGACUCCAAAAAUUUCUACAAAUUCCAACACCCAUCCAUUCAGGAGUUCUGUGCCGCUGUAUUUUAUCUGGUGAGGAGCCACAGGGACCACCCUAGUAAAGAUGUUAAAGGUAUAGAGGCACUCCUGUUUACGUUUCUCAGGAAAGUCAGGGUGCGCUGGAUUUACUUGGGCUGUUUUAUCUUUGGCCUUCUACACAAAUCAGAACAAAAAAAGCUACAGGCAUUUUUUGGCUACCUGUUUUCCCAGGACCUGGAAGAGACCAGUAUUGUCAAAGACGUUUGGGAACAAGUCGAUGACAUGAAGUUGUCUUAUUGUCUGUUUGAGAUGGAGAAUGAAGCUUUUGUCAUGCAGGUGAUGAACUUCUGGCAGCGGAUCAAGUUUGUGGGUAAGGACAAUUCAGAUCUGAUGGUGGCUACCUACUCCUUGAGGAACUGUUUUUCACUGCAGACUCUAUCCUUUUCAACCCAAGACAUCCUGCAGGAAGGACAAGAGCACAGCUCUCUGUGA